This is a messenger RNA of Maniola jurtina (meadow brown), 1599 nucleotides long. RefSeq lists its product as uncharacterized. NCBI's taxonomy places the organism in Eukaryota, Metazoa, Arthropoda, Insecta, Lepidoptera, Nymphalidae. The record is from RefSeq and is a predicted model, not a curated record. The transcript has 14 exons. Gene Ontology annotation, biological process: sensory perception of smell; olfactory behavior. The coding region runs from base 94 to 1551 and encodes 485 amino acids. Gene Ontology annotation, cellular component: extracellular region. Gene Ontology annotation, molecular function: dibutyl phthalate binding; odorant binding.
CUCUCGUUUCUUUAUUUAAAUACUAAACAAAACUGUUGCUUUCAUAAGUUGUUGUGCAUUUUCAGAGGUAGAGUCUUUGUUAAGUCUUUCAGGAUGGUUGUACCGAGUUACAGUGUGUUAAUUAUUGUGAUAUAUUAUGUUAUAUAUUUACCGUCAGCUCAUGCGAUGACAAGACAGCAACUCAAGAACUCCGGAAAACUCAUGAAAAAAUCGUGUAUGCCAAAGAACGAUGUCACAGAAGAACAAAUCGGGCAAAUAGAACAAGGAAAAUUCUUAGAAGAAAGAAACGUAAUGUGUUACGUCGCUUGUGUGUAUUCUAUGACCCAAGUGGUAAAGAACAAUAAACUGAGUUACGAGGCAGUGAUCAAGCAAGUAGAUUUGAUGUUUCCGCCCGAUAUGAAGGAUGCGGUGAAGGCAGCUGCUGAAAACUGCAAGGAUAUUAGCAAGAAAUACAAAGACAUCUGCGAGGCUUCAUAUUGGACCGCUAAAUGUAUGUACGAUUAUGAUCCGAAAAAUUUUGUAUUUCCUAUGUCGAGGGAGCAGUUGAAGAAGACAUUGACAAUCAUGAAAAAUCAGUGCAUGCCCAAGCAUGGUGUUACUAAUGACGAAGUUAAUGAGAUCGAGAAAGGUGUUUUUUUAGAAGAUCAUAACGUUAUGUGUUAUAUUGCGUGCAUUUAUAAAACUAUUCAAGUGGUAAGGAACAACAAACUGGAUAAAGAUUUGAUAUUGAGACAAAUAGAUAUCCUCUAUCCAAAGGACAUAAAGGAGGCAGUCAAGAAAUCUGUUAUAAAAUGCGUCCCUGUUCUCGUGUCGCAAUCGUAUCACGGUCAUGUCGCAGUCGUGACGCAGUCGUGUCAUUGUCGUGUCGCAGUCGUGUCGCAGUCUUGUCGCAAUCUUGUCGGAGUCGUGUCACUGUCGUGCCGCAGUCGUGUCGCAGCCUUGUCGCAGUAUUGUCACAGUCGUGUCGCAGUCUUGUCGCAGUAUUGUCGCAGUCAUGGCGCAGUCAUGUUGCAAUCGUGUCGCAGUCAUGUCGCAGUCGUGUCGCAGUCGUGUCACAAUCUUGUCGCACCACGGAAGAAGACUACCACAGUCUUGUUUUUUCCAGUUAGUGAAGGAUGUAAAAUGGAUCGUAAACAAUUUUCAUUGCUAAUACUUAUUACAGUUUUGGCUAACGGUUCUGACUCUAUGUCUAGGCAGCAAUUAAAAAACUCAUCGAAAAUGUUAAAAAAAAGUUGCAUGGGCAAAAACGAUGUCACUGAAGAUUUAAUUGGUGAUAUCGAAAAGGGAAAGUUCAUAGAGGAAAGAAGCGUGAUGUGUUACAUUGCUUGCAUUUAUCAAAUGUCUCAAAUCAUAAAAAAUAACAAGCUAAGUUACGAGGCUUCGAUUAAACAGGUGGAUAUGAUGUUUCCUCCAGAUAUGAAGGACGCGAUGAAAGCAUCAAUAGAGAAGUGCAAAGACGUUUCUAAAAAACAUAAGGACCUGUGCGAGGCGUCGUACUGGACGGCAAAAUGUAUUUACGAAGAUAAUCCGAAGAAUUUUAUAUUUGCAUAAUUAUGUGAAGUUAUCUAAAUAAAGGACAUCGACUAAAAAUAAAACUAA